AAAAACAUUAAUUGAAUAAAGAAACUUUAGAAAUGUGGGAGUGUGUGAGUCAUACAUUGCUAGGGUUUAAGCUUAGUGUUUAAGAAUUAAGCCUACUCUACCACCGCGACAUUCGAAAUUUUCCAGCUCCAGCCAAAAAGGAAAAUGGCGAAUUCGAUGGCAAAUUUAUCUAGAAGGGUUUAUAGAUCUCUUCUCUGUAACCCCAGAACUUCUCAACUUUCAAUGCCCUUUUGCACCACCACCCCGAUUUCCUCCUCUGCUGAAACUUCCGACUCGGACUCUGAUCCAUUUCCCGACUUUUCUUCUUCGCAAUCCUCAACGCCCUUAGAAUCUGCCAAGGACUCCAACACUAAGAGUCGUUUAUACGACCUCCCGCUUGAGAAUGGCUUUGAUACGGGCAUUUACAAGGCAAUUCUGGUUGGACAGGUAGGGCAGACCCCAAUCCAUAAGAAACUGAAGAGUGGGCUAUCAGUGACAUUAUUUUCCCUGGGGACAGGUGGGAUUCGAAACAACAGGAGGCCACAUGGGAAUGAGGAACCAGUGGAGUAUGCUAAUCGCUGUGCUAUUCAGUGGCAUCGUGUUUGUGUGUACCAAGAGCACUUGGGAGGUGUUGUCCUGAAGCAUGCUCUUCCUGGCACGACUCUAUAUCUAGAGGGAAAUCUGGAGAUGAAAGUCUUCACUGAUCCAAUCAGUGGUAUGGUUCGACGCCUGAGAGAGAUUUCUAUUCGUCGAAAUGGUCGGAUUGUGUUUUUGGGAAAUGUUGAUAAAGCAGAGGGGCCAGCUACUGGAGAAAUGAAAGGUGUUGGGUUUUUCUAGAAAGAAAUGGUGUUAGUUGAAGUGAAAAUGUAUUUGAUAUGGAACCAAUUUGAGCAAUAUAGUAGCAAUAACCGCGAGGGGUAGUUGGUUUAUGGAUGAAGAAGGCAUUGACGGGUAAAGACGUGAAAGUAGUUGAAAUUGCAUCUAAUGUUUGAAGUAGUUAUGUUAAUAUAUUACAACACAUCUAUUUUGGGGAAACAUCUGUUGCUAUCUUUUGGAUUGAACCAGCUUAUCUACCCUCAUUUUUUAUAACAACAAAAAAGAACGGAACAGAAAACCGGCUCUUGAUGGUUUAGACAAAA
This is a messenger RNA of Gossypium arboreum, 1118 nucleotides long. RefSeq lists its product as uncharacterized. Gene Ontology annotation, biological process: mitochondrial DNA replication; positive regulation of helicase activity. Gene Ontology annotation, cellular component: mitochondrial nucleoid. NCBI's taxonomy places the organism in Eukaryota, Viridiplantae, Streptophyta, Magnoliopsida, Malvales, Malvaceae. The coding region runs from base 145 to 816 and encodes 223 amino acids. The record is from RefSeq and is a predicted model, not a curated record. Gene Ontology annotation, molecular function: single-stranded DNA binding. The transcript is spliced from 4 exons.